AUGGUGGGGAUUGAAGGCAUCGUAGUCGGGAUAGUUGGCAAUGGAGUGGAAGGAAGUGGAGGAAGAGUGACCUUGGGAGCAGUGGGGAUGGUUGGCAAUGUUGGUUUUGGCAUAGAUGGGAUUUGGGUGCUUGGGAAAGAAGGCAACGUGGGCUUUGGCAGUGCUGGGAUUAAAGGGGUGGUUGGCAAUGGUGGCAAUGCGGCUUUAGGCAGUGUUGGGAAGGAAGGCAGUGGAGGCAAUGUAGCCUUGGGAAUGGGAAGAGAUGGAAUGGUAGGCAGCGGCAAUGCCGGGGGUGGAGCUGCUGUGUCCAGAAGGUGCCGGGCCGCCAGGCUCACAUCAAGGCUUGAUAAACACAAUGCUGCUACCAUCAUAGACAAUAGUAGGAAACAAUGCUUGAAACCUGCCAUAUUGGUUGAUAUAUAG
This is a messenger RNA of Prunus armeniaca (apricot), 423 nucleotides long. Lineage: Eukaryota; Viridiplantae; Streptophyta; Magnoliopsida; Rosales; Rosaceae. The record is from the annotation of a GenBank genome assembly.